AAAUUUUAAAACGAGUGGCCGUUUGAACACCAACUUCAAAGAGCUUCAAACUUCAAAAACCCCCCUCUUCUCUUCAAUGCCAUCUUCUCAUAGCCCGAACCUGAAACACAAAAAUAACUUCGUUACACUAGACAGAGCCGGAGAGCGAAACAAACUCGUAUUUCAUAUAAAUUUAGAGAGAGAAAGUUAUGACAGGACUUGUAAUGGUGACGAAGGGAGGUGUUAGGGGAACACCAAAGGGAACAAAAGGAACCGAAGAAGAGCAAAACCAGUUUUCUAUGGUGGCCAUUCUCUUAGCAGCUAUAAGGAAAUCGCUAGUGUCUUGUCGUUUUGAGGAGAGAGAAGAUGUGAUUCCUACUGUUCAUCAUAUGGAGAUCGGUUGGCCUACUAAUGUUCAACAUAUAACUCAUGUGACUUUUGAUCGUUUCAAUGGGUUUCUGGGUUUGCCUGUUGAGUUCGAAGUCGAGAUUCCUUGUCGAGUCCCAAGUGCUAGUGCUAGUGUGUUUGGCGUCUCAGCAGAAUCCAUGCAAUGCUCUUUUGAUUCAAAAGGAAAUAGUGUCCCAACAAUUCUCUUGCUAAUGCAGGAUAGGCUAUACUCUCAGGGAGGUCUAAAGGCAGAAGGGAUUUUUCGCAUAAACCCAGAGAAUGGCCAGGAAGAGCAUGUGAGGAGCCAGCUGAACAGGGGCAUUGUGCCUGAUAAUAUUGAUGUACAUUGUUUAGCAGGCCUUAUAAAGGCCUGGUUUAGAGAGCUUCCUUCAGGGGUGCUGGAUGGGCUUUCUCCUGAACAAGUUCUCCAAUGCAACACAGAAGAGGAAUCUGUUGAGCUUGUGAAACAACUAAAGCCAACAGAAGCUGCUUUGCUCAAUUGGGCCAUUGACCUCAUGGCUGAUGUUGUUCAAGAAGAAGAUUCCAAUAAAAUGAAUGCUAGAAAUAUAGCAAUGGUCUUUGCUCCCAACAUGACUCAGAUGUCUGAUCCUUUGACAGCACUGAUGCAUGCUGUACAAGUAAUGAAUUUACUCAAGACUCUAAUUACAAAAACAUUGAGAGAACGCGAAGAGACUGCAACUGGAGGAUAUUCACCUAUGUCAUCUCAUUCAUCUAGUAGGCAAACUGAUGAGGAUUUUGAAAGUCAGCAAGAGAUGGAUACCAGCUGUGAGCUGAGACAGGAACCAUCAGAAUAUGAUGAUGAUCAUGCUCAUUACAACCCUCGUAAUGAUGAUGAUGAGGAUGAAGUUGAGUCAUUGAGUGAGAUAGAAGAAUGCUUCUUGAGGCAAUUAAAUGAGAAUAAAAGUGGCUGCAAUAUUUUCUUCCAGAAACCACCAGAUGAUUUACCCAGAGAAUUUCCAAAUCCCAGAAUUUUCUUAGGGUUUAAAACGGAAUCUGGCAUCUCAUUUACUGGUAGCAAAAGUGAAAGUUCUAGUUCAGCUACAAGUGAUGGAGAAGACUCCAGGGCAAAUAUGAUCGCUGCAGGACAAGAAAUUGAUAGGAGAAGCCCAUCAAAAGAACAAGAAAACUCUGAUGAUGUGGAUAUGGUCGAGAAAUUAGACGUUACCAUCUUGCCUAUACAAUCCUCCAGCGAAUCCGUUUGACUCAGUUUUAAUUCUUGAAGCGCCUAGGAGAAUACUUCAUUGCAGAUUUUGGUUUGCUCCCUCAGAGUGGUUACAUUUGUACAUUAACACUGGAUUAACUGUGUGAACUUUGCUUGAACUAGGUUUUGGAGGAUUCAGUUGUCGUCGAUUGUUAGAGAGUCAUGGUUCAGCUUUGGGCUGAACUUGUGCUUGUUUAAUGAGUUUCAGCAUGGAGCUGAAAACUCGCUGUCGAUGUCUUAGUAAUGUGGAUUUCUAACCUUGACAUUCUUAGGCUGCAAUGAGUCAUGUACCCAAGUCUUAAUUCCUUGUCUUUAUCAAACAGAUAUGCAGAAGUCUGUGAUGCUGAAUUCCUGUUUAGCUUCAUUCAACUUUAUCUAGAAAUGACGGAUAUUACAUGUUAUAUGUGUUUGAUUUGCAAAAGCUGUGUGGUCCAUGUUUCGGUUAUUGAUAAAAUUAGAUUAUCAUCUGUGCCUUAAA
Messenger RNA from Jatropha curcas, 2066 nucleotides. Its product is annotated as Rho GTPase activating protein with PAK-box/P21-Rho-binding domain-containing protein. The record is from RefSeq and is a predicted model, not a curated record. NCBI's taxonomy places the organism in Eukaryota, Viridiplantae, Streptophyta, Magnoliopsida, Malpighiales, Euphorbiaceae. Gene Ontology annotation, biological process: signal transduction. Gene Ontology annotation, molecular function: GTPase activator activity.